Messenger RNA from Porites evermanni, 6460 nucleotides. NCBI's taxonomy places the organism in Eukaryota, Metazoa, Cnidaria, Anthozoa, Scleractinia, Poritidae. The record is from the annotation of a GenBank genome assembly.
AUGUCAUCAAUGGAUCUGGGCCUUACAGUGUCCUUCUCUGUUAUCGUUUUGAUAAAUCUCCUUGGUAACGGCUUGGUUUGUCUUGUGGUGUUUAAAUUUCGCGGCAUGAGAGCACCUAUUAAUUACCUGCUGGUGAACCUGGCUGUGUCAGACAUGAUGGUAGCUCUUGCUAUCACUCCACAGUACGUCAUCAAAUGGGCAUUUCACCACCCAAACGGCACUGCAGGAGAUACCAUGUGCAGGUUCUUAACUGGAGGUAACUUCAUAUGGGUUGGUCAGGCGGCAUCUACCUUCUCUUUAGUGAUAGUUGCAGUUGAACGAUUCUACGCGGUUGUUCGUCCUUUCAGCGACCAUUUGGGACGCAUGAAACAUCAAUUUAUUGGAAUGAUUACUGCCAGCUGGCUUUAUGCCCUGAUUUUUGAUCUUCCUCUGUUUUUUGUUGUUCAACAUAAAGACGGAGUGAGCCACUGUGUAGAACAAUGGCCGAAUAAACAGUUAGCAAAAACAUACACAGUAACAUGCUUCUUUGUCUUUGGUGCUAUUCCCGUUGGUGUUAUGACAGUUUUAUACUCGAAAGUACUGUGGAAUCUCUGGAAAGGUGGUGGUGAACGCACACCACUAUUAGCAGAGCAGUCGCGGAUCCGCGCAAGAAAGAAAGUGACCAAGAUGGUUUUGAUCGUCAGUAUCAUUUAUGCGGCAUGUCGUCUACCAAAUUUGGUACUUUAUAUGCUGUCCCAGUAUAAACCUGAGCUCUAUCUAUAUGGUUCGUUUCCUUAUGUUACGACUGUUGUCCUUGUGGGUCUUAAUUCAGCAAUGAAUCCUUUUAUUUAUGCUCUUCAAAGCACAAACUUUCGGCAGCACAUCAGAGGCGCACUCUGCUGCUUUUCGUCUGGUACAUAGUUCUAGCGGCAGACCUGUUAUGGUUAAUAAUUAAUAAUUUACGUCAUUGUUGUUGGACAAUUGGGCGACGUCCUCGGCUUUUUAACAGAAUAUCGAAUAUUCAAGUAAAGCCCUCAAGAUUACAUGACUAAGUUAGACUAGACUGCGAUCUCGUUCGUAUCGUAGUUGGAUCUCCUAUUAAAAAAACAAAGAAAAAACAAUGAAAAAAGGGGCUUGAGAACACAUGCGACAACCCCUAAGUUAUUCCACCAGGCUGCCAAGGGUUUUGUUUUUUAACAAGAGACUAUAAAGGGGACAGAGAGGGCAUCCCCCAUAUACACCCUAUUCCAUAGGUAAUUCGUCUCGAGUUAUUUUUAGAAUCGGGAUAAAGUUACCUCGCGCGAGGCGUGGAUGUUUCGUGGAGGUUUCGCAUGACCAAACGCCGUGCAAAACAUGUCGGGCGAGAGGCAAUGAAAGCGUAAAAAGAUCGAGAGCAUUCCUGAAUAUUGAAGCGAAAUGAGUCGGCGCUCACCUGGGAAAAAGGAAUCGCUGGACUCUUUGACAACCCGUGAAAUCAGUUUAACUCGAAGUUGUCGUAACCUCAGUGCUUUAAUAAAAUGAGAAAUUUCGCCGGUCUAUUGAAACCGGUCGUUUGUACAAUUUAGGGAGUUUAAGAUCCAACGACGCGGACGACAACUAGAACGUCAAAAAAACAAUAGGUUUAAUUAGCAAAACAACAACUUCGCACGUGCAACACACUUUUUUGUUCAUUUCUUUCCCGUUUUUGCACGACUACGACGUGAAAAUGCCUAAUUUCGCGUUUUAUGGAGGACGUAAGUAAGCAACGACGAAAUUUUAUUUCUCUCUCUGAGCUUGAAUAUGGUCCCUUGAAAUUCAGCCUUAGGAGGGUUCGCUUACAAUUGACAGAGUAAGUGGGUAGGAAUAAUCGCUAUAAAGACUGAAAAAAAUAAACAUCAAACCAGAAAUUGCUCUCUUCAAACUGUAAAUUAUAAAUGAUCCUGAGAGAAUAUUCAGUGUGUUAAGGAUUUCCCUGCUCUAAUGUUAGCUCUAUACAAGAUAGGAAGGGCGAUUCUUUUUUAAUUUCGGUUUCGCUGACACAGCUUUCGCAGAAAUGUCGCUGUAGUCGUUUUCGUCGACAAAAGGAAUAGCAAAAUCGCCCUUCACGUCUUCCCCCAUUUUGUUUUGCGUCAUUUCAUGAAGGACGCGUGGCUCUCAGCGUGGGUCAUCCACGCGGAACACAUUCGCGCUAUGUGAUUGGCUGUUGUCUAAUCCCCCUUGAGAUCUGUGGUGUUAAAAAUAACUGGAGACGAAUUACCUAUGGAUUAGGGUGUAUAUGGGGGAUGCCCUCUCUGUCCCCUUUAUAUUCUCUUGUUUUUAAGUAUUCCGUUUUUAAUUGUUACCGUUAGUGAAUGGAAUUCUUUCUCGUCUAAUGUUACCUGUGAAUCUAUUGUAGUUCCUUUUAAGUUAUUUGCGCUCAAUUGAUUAUUAAUCGAUAAUUAUUUUCUAUUUUAUUCUAUUUAUUAUUAUUCUUAUAAGUUAUUUCUAAUCUUAUGUUGUGAAUGUAUUUAUCUUAUGUUGUGUAUUAUUAUGUGUGCAUGUACAAGUCAGUUAGAUUUAUGAAAGGAGAGUAACCCUAAAAAUAAUGGGAAUUCAGUUUCUUCCUGAAGCGACCCCGCCAUCUUUUACCUUUUUUUUUUAUUGGUAAAGCCUCUUAAACUUAAACAAAGCAACAUUGCUCAAAAUUCAGCUACUUUCUUGCUCCUUGGAUCCUUUUUUCUCAGGCUCUCUACAGGGUCGUUUAUCGUAGAAGGAAUACAGAAGACCCUGAGAACGAGGUUGGCAGAUUUGAUAUCUUUAAAUAAGGUAAUAAAAUAACUGAAAAAACAUUGAACUUACGCGAAAGCUGACCAAAAUGAUUCCCCUAGCAACUAGAAACACGAAAUUUCAAGAGUAUUUUGUUAACCAAAUUUCAAAAGAAAAUAUUCUUGGUUUGCAAGCACGUGACAUGGAGGCCAUGUUGGUGGUCAAAUACAAUAAGAAUUAUUUCAAAGAAUUUAUUGUUAUCAGCUCCCCUAGCUAUCUCAACUGCGCCUAGCCCUUGUUUGCAUUUUUCGUUUUUAACUUGAAUCGCCUUGUAGCAUUUUCAGUUCAGCUUUCAUUUCAACGUUGUUUCUUAAAGAGCACUAAGUAGUAGGUUUCUGUCGGGAGUAUUCCUUUUGCGGUCAGAAGUUUUGCGCCAAAACAGUGUAAGUGCGUUGUCCAUUCAUUUGCUGUAUUUUAUUUUUGAUGUAUUUCUUUUGCGCUCGCAGUAUUUCUGAAGUUUUAUUUUCAGCUUGUUUUUAAGUUUUAACCACAGCACAUCAAAUACGACAAAUCACGGUACAUCAAACCUAAUACCAGUCAAGUCUUUUGGGUCAAUUGUCUACCAUCUUGCCUAUUGCUGUAACCCUCGAGGACUCAAAUCGGAAUAAAGUUGUUGGUCUAUCGUUAGCGCUGAUCAGCAAAAGAAGUCGCCUCACGGCAGCUAUAGAAUUUACAUGAAAAUAGAUUUUAGUUCCCACUGUGAUAGAAAUGUUUUUGUUCUUGACCAUCAACAUAACCAUGACGUCAUGUGCAAACCAGAAAUAAAGCUGUGAAACGUUUUAACCCAAAAUCUAAUCUAAAUCUAAAUAUAUGUCUAAGUNAAUUAUUUCAAAGAAUUUAUUGUUAUCAGCUCCCCUAGCUAUCUCAACUGCGCCUAGCCCUUGUUUGCAUUUUUCGUUUUUAACUUGAAUCGCCUUGUAGCAUUUUCAGUUCAGCUUUCAUUUCAACGUUGUUUCUUAAAGAGCACUAAGUAGUAGGUUUCUGUCGGGAGUAUUCCUUUUGCGGUCAGAAGUUUUGCGCCAAAACAGUGUAAGUGCGUUGUCCAUUCAUUUGCUGUAUUUUAUUUUUGAUGUAUUUCUUUUGCGCUCGCAGUAUUUCUGAAGUUUUAUUUUCAGCUUGUUUUUAAGUUUUAACCACAGCACAUCAAAUACGACAAAUCACGGUACAUCAAACCUAAUACCAGUCAAGUCUUUUGGGUCAAUUGUCUACCAUCUUGCCUAUUGCUGUAACCCUCGAGGACUCAAAUCGGAAUAAAGUUGUUGGUCUAUCGUUAGCGCUGAUCAGCAAAAGAAGUCGCCUCACGGCAGCUAUAGAAUUUACAUGAAAAUAGAUUUUAGUUCCCACUGUGAUAGAAAUGUUUUUGUUCUUGACCAUCAACAUAACCAUGACGUCAUGUGCAAACCAGAAAUAAAGCUGUGAAACGUUUUAACCCAAAAUCUAAUCUAAAUCUAAAUAUAUGUCUAAGUAUCAAAUAUAAAACCUUGAGUACUGCCUUCAAAAGAACUCUGUCUUUUAAUGCUCUUUGUUUUCCCUUUUCUUCUAUGGUUUUUUCCUCAUUUGAAAUGCUCUAAUUUUAAAUGUUUUUAGUUUGAGUUGCGUCAAGAGAGAAUCUUUUGGUUGCUCGCACAUACCCAUCGACAGGACUUACCCAGACUUUUUCACUUUCAGAGGUUCAGCGCGUGUGAAUAAUAUGUUACUACUAAAGGUGAUGAAACAAACCGGAUUCAUUGUUUAUGUUCUAAUGUAAAGCAUAGCGCAAUUAAUCUUUUUUUUUUAGGUCUGAAACAUCCCAAGUUGAACUACAGCGUACUUACUUUCAAUUAAAAAAUUACCCAGAUUCAAAUAAGAAAAAAGGCUAUUAUAAUAAUUUUCUCUUUUUCCGUUUGGCUUAUGAAAAACAUUUGUAAAGGGGUGGCAAGUGUUACUUACUUUUGUCUUGCGUCAGAUUGACUGAUGUAUUUACUGUUUAAACAAAAGGCAGUCGGAGAGAAAACUAAUCACUUUUACUUCGACAGUUCUGUUUAGACAACGCUAUAAACUAUUUCAGAUUCUAAGUUAAAUUCUUCGCAGUAAAAAAACGUAAUCACAAAUAAAAGCCGGAUAUUAAUCAACUGUUGGCUUAUUGAAAUGGACCUAAAUAAAACAAAAACCUCUUUCGAAGUAACUAAAUUUAUGUAUCGUUAAUCAUUUUUAUCGUUGAAUUAUCUUUCAAUUUUCCAAUCAUAUUAGCAAUGCGUAUAAAUUAUUAUAUUGAUUUAAUUUUGACUUGAAAUAUUGCGACGCUGCAAUUGCGGUAACAGCACACAUCCACGAUUGCAGAUUGUUCGCGACCUGCUAAAAUUAAAUUCGCCAAGAUCAGAUCCGACUGUAAAACUAAAUACAAACUUUCUUUUUGAAGGCCGAUUGAAAUAACAUUUUCUAAUUCCUAAUAAGCACAUUUCAUGGAAUCUGCCGUGUCGCAUUAGGUGGUAAAAAGCAGUUGUAAUGAAACACAAUACAGCUUCUUAAAAGUAUGCAGAGCAUUAGAUUUUAACUUUGCCACCCUUUUCGCUUUAAUUGGUGAAUAGAAAACUUUUCAUAUCCUGUUUUCACAGCUUUAACCAUAUUGAUGCUGGUACUGACAGGAACCUCUAACGAUUGGCGCCCUUCCUUAAAUAUUAUCAUAAAUUUGAUUGACGAAAAAUCAUCGAUGCUCUUGAGGCUUUGCAUGGUGCGCUAAGGUUAGAUAGUCAGGGAUGACUUGUAAAAGCGCGACUGAUUAGAUGAAGUCGAACCAAUGUUAACUGAAAACAAAAUGUCUUCUGAGAACGACAUUGCGCUUUUAUCAGCUUUUUCACUUCUGUCGCUUACCGACUUUGUUGGUAACGCGCUAGUUUGCUCAAUUAUUCUACAAUGGAAGAGAUUCAGAUUUCGCCGCUCUGCCCUGGAUUUUCUGUUUCUGAACUUAGCCAUAGCCGAUAUGAUGGUGGCGGUGUUUGCGAUCCCUCGUUACGUUUUACAUGGCGUUUUUGUCCACCCUCGAGGUUUGGUAGGAGACUAUCUAUGCCGCUACAUUACAGGAGGAAAUCUGAUGUGGACUGCCGGGUCAGCGUCCGUGUUUACUCUUGUUACCAUCGCUUUUGAGCGCCGCCAUGUUGCUGAUGUUGUUUUAGGACCCUAUGGCUUUACGAAAGACUUCUCACAGUCAAAAUUGCUAGCUUUCGUGAUAAUGUCCUGGAUUUUUGCGCUGUUGCUUAAUCUCCCAUUAUUUUUUAUCAUGUCAUAUGACGAAGAAAUGGACUUUUGCACAGAAAACUGGCCGCAUCCCGUUCUUCCUAAAUUAUACGGUGUACUCUGGUUCACAGUAGUUGGAGCGUUACCUAUACUCUGUAUGACAAUUUUGUAUUCAAAAGUCGUUUAUCAGCUAUGGGUAAGAAAAGUAAGAACUCAACAAGUUAACCACAGAGCUCGUUUAAUUCCAAGAAGAAAAGCCACCAGAAUGGCUAUCACAUUGACAGUUAUUUAUUCCGUUUGUUGGCUUCCAAAUCUGAUUCUGUACAUCUUAGCAUUUAAUCAUUCCAACUUUGUCUACGGCUCGCCGCUUUAUAAGUGGAGUGUAGUGCUCACAUGUUUAAACUCAGCUGUAAAUCCUUUUGUGUACACACUUCAAAGCAGGCGCUUUAGAACCUCAGUAAAACGAACGAUUAUGUGCAAGUAG